AUGGGCUUUAACAAAGUAAAUAACGAAUUAACUCAGACCAACUUGUAUGAUCGUGUAAAAAAAUUAUUAGUUUCAUAUGAAUGGAGUGAUUGCUGUUUCGCUGUGUCAGGGAAAAAAAUUAAGGCCCAUAAAUUAAUAUUGUGCAUUAGCAGUCCUGUUUUUGAAGCAAUGUUUUAUGGGCCUCUAUCCAGUGACAAGGAAGUCGUAAUUACAGAUAUUGAACCAGAAAUAUUUCAGCAGCUACUGAAUUACAUAUACACAGACAAAGUUGAAAUAUCUUCUAUUGAAGAAGCACUUGAAUUACUGUAUGCAUCCAGAAAAUAUAUUUUAGAUCACUUGACUGAUAUGUGUAUUGCUUACAUACAAACUAAUAUUUGUGUGGAUAAUGUUAUUCAAGUUCUUAAUUAUCCUGACUACGACAAGCAAUUAACAUCAUGUGCACUGAAAUUGUUCUGUGAGCAUGCAAGAUAUCUAUUCAGAGAAAACAUAGAUAUGAUUUCGUCCUCUUGUAUGGAAAUAAUUUUAAAAAGUGACCAGAUGAAUAUGAAAGAAGUGGAACUCAUUAAAAAUGUAUUUAAAUGGACUAAACAUUACUGCCAACAAAAUGAAAUUCCUGAAACAUUUGAAAAUAGGCAUGAAGUAUUGUUCAAAAAUGGGUUAUUUGAGUUAUUAAGAUUCAACUUACUAUCUUUUGAAGAAUUAGAAGAAAUAACAAAUAAUGUAAAUAACAUUCUUCUCCCUAAAGACUUAAAUUAUAUCAAGAAAUCAUUGUUGUUAGAAUGUGAAAAUAAUGAAAGAAGAAGCCUACAUAAACACAAAUAUUUGCCACGCAGCCCCCUGAAACUGCAAUGGUAUCUUUGUUACCGAAGUCCCUUGAGACCUGUGGCUCCUUUAAAUAUAGACUUAACCAAUUACAUCAAACAUUCAAGGAUAAAAGCGAAUAAGUCUAUAUUUAUCAAUUCCCUUUGCAUACCAGCCCGAACACCACCUAAUUUAGCUUUUUAUAAUGAUAAUGUGCCAAAAACUUAUACAGAGCUGUUAUCAGUCUCCAUUGUUUCAGUUUCUGAUAACAAAAUACUACAAUCUAAAAAAUUUACCAGCACAGUGAAAUAUGAUUCCUCUGUUGAAAUAGAGCUCAGUGAACCCUGUUUUAUAAAAAAGAAUAUGUGGUACAAUAUCCAGUUUAUGUGGCCACAAAACCAGUUUCAACCACAUUCAUAUGUAGUAGAAGUUAGAGAUCGAAUCUCAUAUGGUUAUAAGACUCUAACAAUUGAGUUUGAUGACUUGAGUAAUGGAACACCUGUAGGAAGUUUUCUUGAAGGAUUGAAGUUUUGUUUUUAGUUAUUAAUCCAAUAUUUAUUCAUGUAACCUUAUUUGAAAUUUAUUUAUUAAACUUACCUUAACUUUACUUAUCAA
Ostrinia furnacalis (Asian corn borer) is the source of this 1416-nucleotide messenger RNA. RefSeq names its product BTB/POZ domain-containing protein 1. The transcript has a single exon. Lineage: Eukaryota; Metazoa; Arthropoda; Insecta; Lepidoptera; Crambidae. Gene Ontology annotation, molecular function: protein binding. The coding region runs from base 1 to 1341 and encodes 446 amino acids. The record is from RefSeq and is a predicted model, not a curated record.